This is a messenger RNA of Sclerotinia borealis F-4128, 486 nucleotides long. Lineage: Eukaryota; Fungi; Ascomycota; Leotiomycetes; Helotiales; Sclerotiniaceae. The record is from the annotation of a GenBank genome assembly.
AUGACCUCCCCAUUCCCAACAAAUGCAGGAGCUUCCAUGGAUGCUUCCGGUAUCACGGUAGAGAUCAAGGCUCUCGCCAUGAGCGGACAGGAAAACUUUGUUCCCGCCGCAGAAGAGGCGAGCCAAGCUUCGCAUUCUUUCCUAUUGCUGGCGCCGAGCACUUCGACGGGUUACCCCGUGGCUCCAUUGUUCAAAUUACCCGGUGUUAUGACGCCGCGUCAGUGGGUUGAUCAGACGCGUGGUGCACUUGAGCUUGAGGGUGAGAAGGGCGUGGGUGAUGGUGAGGAUGGUCGUGCCAAGAGUUUGGGCGCUGUUGAUCAGGGGUUGGCAAAGGUGUCUAGGAGUGAGAGUAUGAGUAGUGAGGCGAGUAAUAGUACUACUUCUUCUAGUGUGGGGACACAGAAGGGGAUGAGUUCGAUGCGAUUUUUGAAGUUGGGACCGGUUCAUUUUGAUGAGGGUGAUUGGAGUGAGGAGGUGGUGGAGUAG